UAUUUUUCCCACGUGACAGCCAGUAGACGGGGAUCAGCUGACUUGUUCUCACGUGACCUGCUACAGCUUCUCGGAUCCUACUCCGGGAAGCCGGGGCCGCGCCGCGAUGGUGGAGCCGGGCGGUGAGGAGGCGCGGCCGCUGCUGGACUCGGCGCACAAUGACUGUCCCCAGCGCAAGGGGCUGCCGGCCCUGUGCGACCCGCGGCGGCUGGCCCACCGGCUGCUGGUCCUGGCCUUUAUGUGCUUCCUGGGCUUCGGUAGCUAUUUUUGCUAUGACAAUCCAGCAGCUCUGCAGACUCAGGUUCAAAGGGAUAUGAAGGUGAACACAGCUACAUUCAUGGCAUUAUAUGCCUGGUAUUCCUGGCCCAAUGUGGUUCUCUGUUUCUUUGGAGGCUUUCUGAUAGACAGAGUAUUUGGAAUAAGGUUGGGCACCAUAAUAUUCAGCUCCUUUGUUUGUGUUGGACAAGUGAUCUUUGCGAUGGGAGCUCUAUUUAAUGCUUUUUGGCUAAUGGAAGCUGGCAGAUUUGUAUUUGGAAUUGGUGGGGAAUCCUUAGCAGUAGCACAAAAUGCCUAUGCUGUCAGUUGGUUUAAAGGCAAGGAAUUAAAUCUUGUGUUUGGAUUACAACUUAGCAUGGCCAGAAUUGGGAGCACUGUGAAUAUGAAUAUCAUGGGAUGGAUAUACUCCAGAGUUCAAGAUCUGCUGGGCUCUACAGGUCACAGUACACUUGGAUUUACACUCCUGAUAGGUGGUGUAACAUGUAUCUUUUCACUAAUCUGUGCACUAAUUCUUGCUUAUCUGGACAAGAGAGCAGAAAAAAUCCUUUGUAAAGAGCAAGGAAAAACGGGUGAAGUGAUUAAAUUAACUGAUGUGAAAGACUUCUCGUUGUCCUUGUGGCUCAUAUUUAUAAUCUGUGUUUGUUAUUAUGCGGCUGUGUUUCCUUUCAUUGGACUUGGGAAGGUUUUCUUCAUUGAGAAAUUCAAAUUUUCUUCUCAAGAAGCAAGUGCAAUUAACAGCAUUGUAUAUAUCAUAUCAGCACCCAUGUCCCCUGUCUUUGGAUUCCUGGUGGAUAAACUUGGAAGAAAUAUUAUCUGGGUUAUGUUUGCUGUAGUGGCAACCCUUGCUUCUCACAUUAUGUUGGCCUUUACUUUCUGGAACCCUUGGAUUGCUAUGUGUAUGUUAGGAGUAGCCUAUUCACUGCUUGCCUGUGCUUUGUGGCCAAUGGUAGCAUUUGUUGUUCCGGAACAUCAGCUGGGAACUGCUUAUGGCUUUAUGCAGUCUAUCCAAAAUCUGGGUCUGGCAAUUAUUGCCAUAGCAGCUGGUACGAUACUGGAUUCUCGAGGAUAUCUGUUUCUAGAAGUCUUCUUCAGUGCUUGUAUUUGCUUGUCACUAAUAGCUGUAGUCAUGCUGUAUUUUGUGAAUCACCUCACUGGAGGUGAUCUUAACUGGUCUGCAAAGAAAAGGGAAAAACUGCAAAAGCUAGCUGCAGCUGAAGCAGAAAAACGAGAGAAACUCAGAUGUGAAAACGAAGAUAACUUGGCCAAAUUACAGCCAAAGAAUGACUUUAGUUUAAGGAAUAGGUAUCUCUCCAAACUAGGAGCUCAGCUGCCCGAUAAUUACGCUUCCGACUUACCUGCAUUGGCACACAGAAGUGUGCUGAAAUAGCAUCACUCUGCACAAGUUUGUCAAGAGAUGGAAGUGCUCUGAAGUUUAUGCAGACAAACUUGCUCUUACUAGUCAAGAACUACACAUAGAACAAAAGCAGAAUAAUGCACCAUGUUCUAUAUUUGAAUCCACAUGCUGUCAUCAGCAACCACCUUACCUUAAAAAAUGGUUUGAAGUAUUAGGGGAGGUUUGACUUCUGUGUGCCAUACAAAACCAAAUCUGAAACUUUAAAGCCUUGGGAAACAAUAGCCUGUUAGCCAUUCUACAUAUUCUUGAUGUAGGUAUUAGUCCGGUCAUACUACAUUUUAUGCUGAACAUCCUUGUUAACUUCCUGCAAUAAUUCAGUUUUUACUUACAUUUUCCAUAGUGGAAAAAAACAGUAGAAAUAGGACUGCCUUUUUAAGUUCUGUCAAAUUGAGAUUUUUACAAAAACUUUUUUUUACAAAAAAAAACCAAAACACAGUAUAUUCAUUAAAGCCAGACUUGGAAGUUGCACUAGUACAUGGUAAUGGUGUUAAUGAAAGCUGAGCUAAUUUCCUGUGGAAAUGACACUUGAUACAGUUUUUAUAACUAUCAAACUGUUAACUGUAAUGUGUAACUUUCAAUCAGCCUCAUAUUUAUACAAAUGUAGUGUGGAGUAUCUACUAGUUUUAAUAUUAUCUGCAAUGAGAAAAAUGGCUUUAGGACCAAUUUUAUCCCAAAGAUGUGUGGGCUCCCAUGCUUGCAAUGUAAGCAGAACUGGACCCUAAAAUCUCAUACAACAUGUAUAUUUCUUGCUAAGUGGAUAGUAGAAAACUAAAAAAGUAGACUAACUUGACUGAAUUUUCAGUCUUUUAAAGUGUGGUCUUAAUCUGAACUAAAUUAUUAUACUCUGACCUUUAUUGCUUAAAAUUUGUCUUAACUGCACAGGGAAGCCAGUAUUUUUUUCUAAUAGCUUGUUACCCUAACAAUUGUAUUAAUUUAAUAAAUCAGAAGUAACUUGAGGAAUGUUGACAUUUAUAUCUGGAACUUGUAGUUCUAUUAAGAAUUUUGUAUAUGCAAAUAUACUCUUUUUUUUGAAGUGAGUUACUUUUCUAUGAUUUCUUCAGUAUUCUACAAACUUUAUCAAAGAUAAUAUUAUGAAUUGUGUAGAACUGCCAUAGUCUGGCCUCAUGAACUCUAUCCAGGAAGAUAGUAUAAAACUUGGUGCUUUUAUAUGUUGCUGUUGAAGACUGCAUUUACACAUGGUGGUGCUAAACCUUUUUGUUUGGUUUUUUACUAUGCUAUCUUCAGGAAGAAAGCAGCAUGAACUAUCCAUGGAUGGAUUAUGUACAGUUGAUUUGCGCUUAUACUUAUAGAUGCUGAUCUUUAUUUAGUAAAUAAAACUAAAUGGAUAGGGCCA
Messenger RNA from Trachemys scripta elegans, 3044 nucleotides. It is a transcript of the gene MFSD1, whose product is annotated as major facilitator superfamily domain containing 1. The record is from RefSeq and is a predicted model, not a curated record. Bases 107 to 1663 code for a protein of 518 amino acids. Gene Ontology annotation, molecular function: transmembrane transporter activity. The transcript has 17 exons. Gene Ontology annotation, cellular component: lysosome. Lineage: Eukaryota; Metazoa; Chordata; Testudines; Emydidae. Gene Ontology annotation, biological process: transmembrane transport.